Messenger RNA from Ipomoea triloba (trilobed morning glory), 1081 nucleotides. Its product is annotated as GTP-binding protein SAR1A-like. The record is from RefSeq and is a predicted model, not a curated record. Gene Ontology annotation, cellular component: endoplasmic reticulum exit site; COPII vesicle coat. Gene Ontology annotation, molecular function: GTP binding; GTPase activity. Bases 306 to 887 code for a protein of 193 amino acids. Gene Ontology annotation, biological process: vesicle organization; membrane organization; endoplasmic reticulum to Golgi vesicle-mediated transport. The transcript is spliced from 3 exons. Lineage: Eukaryota; Viridiplantae; Streptophyta; Magnoliopsida; Solanales; Convolvulaceae.
GAACCGUAUAACUGGACAGUGUGGAAGCUGGAAGCAUUGGUAAACGCCGAUAAACCAAACGCACACCUACGCAUUGCUCCAAAAUGCGUUAGCGUUUUAAGGAGUUCUCUGUUGAAUGAAUCGAAAGGGAUUGCGAAAUCGACGUGGGUAAAUCCAUCGAUUCCACUAUUUGUUUUACGCUUCUUUAUCCUUUUUCUUCUUCGUUUCUGGAGUUCUAGGGUUUAUUCGUCGGAUCAGAGGUUUGUCUGCAAUCUGGUAGUAUUAAUUUAAUUCACCUCAUAUAACAACGUAUACACGGAGGAAGGAUGUUCUUGGUCGAUUGGUUCUACGGGAUUCUCGCAUCGCUGGGCCUGUGGCAGAAGGAGGCUAAAAUCUUGUUCUUGGGCCUCGAUAAUGCUGGCAAAACGACCUUGCUUCACAUGUUGAAAGAUGAGAGAUUAGUCCAACAUCAGCCAACACAGUACCCAACAUCUGAGGAGUUGAGUAUUGGGAAAAUCAAGUUUAAAGCUUUUGACUUGGGAGGGCAUCAGAUUGCCCGCCGUGUUUGGAAGGACUAUUAUGCUAAGGUGGAUGCUGUUGUUUACUUGGUGGAUGCCUACGAUAAAGAAAGGUUUGCGGAGUCAAAGAAAGAGCUGGAUGCUCUCCUGUCAGAUGAGUCUUUGGCCAAUGUACCGUUUCUAAUUUUGGGUAACAAGAUUGACAUCCCAUAUGCUGCCUCUGAAGAUGAAUUGCAAUACCACAUGGGGCUGACUGGCAUCACCACCGGCAAGGGAAAGGUAAACCUGGCAGACACUAAUGUUCGCCCACUUGAGGUAUUCAUGUGCAGCAUAGUCCGCAAAAUGGGUUAUGGAGAAGGCUUCAAAUGGAUGUCUCAAUACAUCAAGUAGAUGCAAGUGUUAUUUCGUACUCUAGGCAAAGAGUGUUCGCCCUUGUGAAAAAUUGGUGGUUGAAUAUAUGUUGCCAUUGAUUCUAGUUUUUGGUGAAAUGACAAAGAACCAUUUCUGUUACAUCAUCACCUCUCAAAUUUGAGAUGAACAUAUAUUUAGUUCUUUAAUGACAUUUCCCUCUUUAGACCUCGACA